GCGGCGGACCAACAUGGAUAGCACUUACACAUCACCCGCAGCGUUGAUGCUCCAUCUCGCUGUGUACCUACUGGUCAACGUAAGUGUUGCGACCAGGAAAUCCGGACCAUGUAAGGUGAUGCAAAGUACUACCAGAUCGAUCCACCGCCGCUCGUAUAUACACUACAUGGUCUUUCAGCAGGAUUACCAAGUAUUCCCUGAUUCCUUGAUACAAAAAAAAUAUAUGAAGCAUAACCGGUUAUAGGAGUGAAUGAUAUGAGACCUUGGCUCGAUUCUUCGAAAACCAGGCUCACCUGUAUGCGGUAGCACUCGCG
Aspergillus japonicus CBS 114.51 is the source of this 314-nucleotide messenger RNA. RefSeq lists its product as uncharacterized. The coding region runs from base 14 to 244 and encodes 76 amino acids. The record is from RefSeq and is a predicted model, not a curated record. Lineage: Eukaryota; Fungi; Ascomycota; Eurotiomycetes; Eurotiales; Aspergillaceae. The transcript has a single exon.